Molecule: messenger RNA, 1626 nt
Organism: Cylindrotheca closterium
Lineage: Eukaryota; Bacillariophyta; Bacillariophyceae; Bacillariales; Bacillariaceae
Source: the annotation of a GenBank genome assembly
AUGAGAGCAAUAUCUUUGCUUCGCAGUCGGAUGACGGCACUGGCAAAUCAGAUCCGUCCAACGAUAGCUGGUGGGAUUGAACGAAUGGCGGUGGUCUUACAAUGGGAGAAAAUUGAAGAGUACCAAGAUUCGAUGGAGCAGUUCUUUCUGAUGGAUAAGCUAUCUCUAAGACGAGAUGACCUUGUGGAUCAGGUGAACAGUAAUCUCGCGAAUGUAAGGGGGCACAUGGUAUUGACUGCUCAUAAGCGAGCAAGGCUCAUUGAGAAAGCAUUGCUCAGGCCGGAGAAGCGCUACUUUUCAUUCACUCCGUACGACAAGGGAAAGAACUUCAAAUGGCUACGACAAGGACUAAGCGCCUUUUUAUCGAUUGGAGGCUUCAUCGUUUCCUCCGGACGAAGCUGGUAUGCCAACUAUCAAUCCAAAGCCCUUUUCACAGCCAUCGAGAGUUUUGAACUUUUCAUGAAGAAGAGCGGUCUGGAGAAAGAGGUUUCUCAGACAGUCAAUUCUCAUUUGGCAGUGGACUUGAAACUGUUAAGUUCGAUCCAAUCGGAACUUUGGAAGAAUCGGUACCUUCCCAAUCAACCACAACCUCCAUCGUUGCGGAGGAAUGGGGGGAAGCAGUCGUGGAUCGAAGCAAAAAGAUACAUGAGCUACGCAACAGCUGCAUAUGGCCAGGCUAUGAUCCAUGCCGCUAAUGUCGAAGCUCGUGGGAAUUUCGAAUUUGAGCACGUUGGAAAAAUCCCAGCAGCAGCAGUGGCCAAGCACAUUUGUCUGAAAGAAGAAGAUAUUCAUUUGUUGGAUGUGGAUUAUAAUGGAGACGCCAAGCAUCUUCGGCACUUUGUCGCGAUUGACCAUGAAAAUAAGAAAGUUGUAUUGAGUAUCCGUGGUACCUUCAGUCCACAAGAGAUUGUCGUGGAUAUAUGUGCGUUCACCACCGACUUUUGUGGAGGCGAGGCCCAUUCGGAAAUGGCGUCCAUGAGCGAACGAGUUUGGGAGAAUGCUGGUCCCAUAAUUGUGAAACUAUUGGACGAGCAUCCUGGCUACGAAUUUAUUGUCACUGGGCACAGUCUUGGUGCUGGGACAGCCUGCCUGCUCACGGUUCUCGUCCAAUCCAAAAAGUUGGUAUCCGCUCCUACGAGAUGCUUUGCCUAUGCCAGUCCUCCCGUCUUCAGGCCAAUCGAUGCUGUUCCAGAUAUCAAUUCAAUCACAAACUUUGUACACAACAAUGACAUGGUGCCCUUUCUUUCUAUCUUUUCAGUUCGGAAUCUCUUGUCCCAACUGAGAAGUAUUCAGUCCUUUGCGUACUCGACAAUGUCCUACCAAAGUCGAUUUCGAAUGCUCAUGGGGUGGGAGAAACUGACACCUGCAAUCAUGAAACAUCACAAUGAAUGGAAACCGUUUGAAGUGGCCUUGACAGGUGCACCAGAACUGCAAGUUCCUGCUGCAAGAACAAUAUGGCUUCAGGAGAAGAGGGAAGGAUUCUACGAUUGGGAAUGCUUUACUCCAGAAGAAAUGCUACAGAACUAUUCAUAUGUCAGGGUCCAUCCCGAAAUGUUGACUGAUCACUUUGCUCCUAGCUACGAAUUUGCUUUUGAACAUCUUUGGUUGGAAGAUGUAGAGGAUUGA